This is a messenger RNA of Alexandromys fortis (reed vole), 452 nucleotides long. Its product is annotated as 60S ribosomal protein L27a-like. Gene Ontology annotation, biological process: translation. Lineage: Eukaryota; Metazoa; Chordata; Mammalia; Rodentia; Cricetidae. The coding region runs from base 1 to 420 and encodes 139 amino acids. Gene Ontology annotation, molecular function: structural constituent of ribosome. Gene Ontology annotation, cellular component: ribosome; cytosolic large ribosomal subunit. The record is from RefSeq and is a predicted model, not a curated record. The transcript has a single exon.
AUGCCAUCCAGACUGAGGAAGACCGUGAGCCACGGCCAUGGCCUCAUCGGUAAACACCGCAAGCAUCCAGGAGGAUGCGGGAACGCUGGUGGCAUGCAUCAUCACAGGAUCAACUUCGACAAAUAUCAUCCAGUUUACUUUGGGAAAGUUGGAAUGAGGCAUUACCACUUAAAGAGGAACCAGAGCUUCUGCCCGACUGUCAACCUGGAUAAACUGUGGAGUGAGCAGACCCGAGUCAACGCUGCCAAGAACAAGACCGGAGUUGCUCCCAUUAUUGAUGUCGUGCGAUCGGGCUACUACAAAGUUCUGGCGAAGGGAAAGCUCCCUAAGCAGCCUGUCAUUGUGAAAGCCAAAUUUUUCAGCAGAAGAGCUGAAGAGAAGAUAAAGGGUGUUGGAGGUGCCUGUGUUCUGGUGGCUUGAAGCCACUCAGGGAGGCCAAUUAAAUGCUAACA